Messenger RNA from Suillus paluster, 1086 nucleotides. RefSeq lists its product as uncharacterized. The record is from RefSeq and is a predicted model, not a curated record. Lineage: Eukaryota; Fungi; Basidiomycota; Agaricomycetes; Boletales; Suillaceae. The transcript has 6 exons. The coding region runs from base 1 to 1086 and encodes 361 amino acids.
AUGCCCAGAUCCCAGCUUCAUGGUCCUGACUUGCAGUUUGGUUUUGUUCCCCCCAAUGUGAUUGUGGAGGCAGGUGGCACUGUGGAGGAUAAGGAUAGUUCAGAAGACUCAGAGGAGGAUAAGGAUGGUUUAGGUGAUGACAAGGAUGAUUUGGAUGAUGACAAGAAUGAUGCAGACACUAACAAUGUUAAUGAUUUCAUGCAUGAUGGUGAAGUCCAGUCCCUUACCCACAGCACUAACUCUCUGUUUUGCACUAACAACUCUCUGAUGAAGAAAAAGAAACAUGCACAUCCAAUCUCUCCAUCUCAGUCUACUGAUGAUGGUGCUACUCUACCCCCUUCCUGCAUGAAGAAACAGAAUAGUGCUAUCCUGCCCCCUCCCCAUGUGACAAAAAAGAUAUGUGUGCAUCCUGUCUCUCAAUCUCAGCCUGAAAAUGAUAGUGACAUCCUAUCUUGUCCCCAAUGUGCCGACAACUCCCAUGCUCGCUCUGUUCCAUCAAUGGAUAGCAACAUUCCAUCUCCUCCAAGGCACCGUGAAGCAGCUAACAACCCAGGUAGAGGGAACAACUAUGCUAGGAGCUGGGAUCAGCUGGUGGAAAGCAGCCCUAAUAAUGCCAGUUCUGUGGUGGAUGAAUCAUCUGCCAACAAAGAGGACAAGGUUGUAGACUCACCCAAGAGGUGGCAUUCAGCCAACAAAGUAGUGUCUCAAACCAUUGGGUUUUAUCCCUACUCUAGGAAAGACAUCCUGGAGGCCUCAAAGAAGAAGUCACAACUAGGGUUGGUCAUGGAUGGUGCCGCUUCAAACUGCAAGACUUUUAUUGAGAAGACAGUGGAUGAUAUUGGCGUCGAUGACAGCUACUGGGAUAGAUAUAAACAUGACAUGGCAAUUAUUUUAUGGGAUGACCAUGCUACAAUGUGGUCUGAGAUGAAAAAAGCUGCACAGUCCAUUACUGCCACCAAGUUUGACAUCCUACCAUCAGACAUUGACAACGACAAUAAGUUUGAAGACUAUGUCAGUCAACAAGUCACGGAGUUAUUGGAUGGAGGCUAUUUCUUGCAGAAUGGUGUCAAUGAACAGGUGGGUUGA